Molecule: messenger RNA, 2332 nt
Organism: Manis pentadactyla (Chinese pangolin)
Lineage: Eukaryota; Metazoa; Chordata; Mammalia; Pholidota; Manidae
Gene: SYN1
Product: synapsin I
Exons: 13
Coding region: 208-2328 (706 amino acids)
Biological process (GO): neurotransmitter secretion
Cellular component (GO): synaptic vesicle; synaptic vesicle membrane
Molecular function (GO): ATP binding
Source: RefSeq, a predicted model, not a curated record
CACCAUGCGAGGGGCCAGAUAGGGGUUAUGGGCGCGACCAUCCGCGCUGCGGCGGCGGCGAAACUCAGCGCUGCUUCAGUCUGCAGCGGGCAACGGAAAGAGUAGCGUCGUGCCUGAGAGCGCAGCUGUGCUCCCGGGCCCCGCGCGGUCCGCCCCCGCGGCUCCUGACCAGACUGCUCCUGGGACCCCCUUCCCCACACCGCAGCCAUGAACUACCUGCGGCGCCGCCUGUCGGACAGCAACUUUAUGGCCAAUCUGCCAAAUGGGUACAUGACAGACCUGCAGCGCCCGCAACCGCCCCCGCCGCCGCCUGCUGCCCCCAGCCCCGGAGCCACACCCGGUCCCGCGACCGCCGCUGCCGAGAGGGCCUCCGCGGCUGCCCCCGUGGCCUCCCCAGCCGCCCCUAGCCCUGGGUCCUCGGGAGGCGGUGGCUUCUUCUCGUCGCUGUCCAACGCGGUCAAGCAGACCACCGCGGCAGCGGCCGCCACCUUCAGCGAGCAGGUGGGCGGUGGCUCUGGGGGCGCAGGCCGUGGGGGCGCCGCCGCCAGGGUGCUACUGGUCAUCGACGAGCUCCACACCGACUGGGCGAAAUACUUCAAAGGGAAAAAGAUCCAUGGAGAAAUUGACAUUAAAGUAGAACAGGCUGAAUUCUCUGAUCUCAACCUUGUGGCUCAUGCCAGUGGUGGGUUCUCCGUGGACAUGGAAGUUCUUCGGAAUGGGGUGAAGGUUAUGCGGUCUCUGAAGCCGGAUUUUGUGCUGAUCCGCCAGCACGCCUUCAGCAUGGCUCGGAACGGGGACUACCGCAGCUUGGUCAUCGGGCUGCAGUAUGCCGGCGUCCCCAGCGUGAACUCUUUGCAUUCUGUCUACAACUUCUGUGACAAGCCCUGGGUGUUUGCCCAGAUGGUUCGGCUGCACAAGAAACUGGGGACAGAGGAAUUCCCUCUAAUCGAUCAGACCUUCUACCCCAAUCACAAAGAGAUGCUCAGCAGCACAACAUACCCUGUGGUUGUGAAGAUGGGACAUGCACACUCUGGGAUGGGCAAGGUCAAGGUAGACAACCAGCAUGACUUCCAGGACAUCGCAAGUGUUGUGGCACUGACCAAGACCUAUGCCACUGCCGAGCCCUUCAUUGAUGCCAAAUAUGAUGUGCGUGUCCAGAAGAUUGGGCAGAACUACAAGGCCUACAUGAGGACAUCAGUAUCAGGAAACUGGAAAACCAACACUGGCUCUGCGAUGCUGGAACAGAUCGCCAUGUCUGACAGGUACAAGCUUUGGGUGGAUACAUGCUCAGAGAUUUUUGGGGGACUGGACAUCUGUGCAGUGGAAGCGCUGCAUGGCAAGGACGGAAGAGAUCACAUCAUUGAGGUGGUGGGCUCCUCCAUGCCGCUCAUUGGUGACCACCAGGAUGAGGACAAGCAACUCAUCGUAGAGCUUGUGGUUAACAAGAUGGCCCAGGCCCUGCCCCGACAGCGGCAGCGGGAUGCCUCCCCCGGCAGGGCCUCCCACAGCCAGACUCCAUCCCCAGGGUCCCUGCCCUUGGGCCGCCAGACCUCCCAGCAGCCCUCCGGACCCCCGGCUCAGCAACGACCUCCGCCACAAGGCGGCCCUCCACAGCCAGGCCCAGGCCCCCAACGCCAGGGCCCCCCGUUGCAGCAGCGCCCGCCCCCGCAGGGCCAGCAGCACCUUUCAGGCCUUGGACCCCCAGCUGGCAGCCCACUACCCCAGCGACUACCAAGUCCUACAUCAGCACCCCAGCAGCCUGUGUCCCAGGUCCCACCGCAGACCCAGGGUCAAGGCCGCCAAUCCCGGCCAGUGGCGGGAGGACCUGGGGCACCUCCAGCAGCCCGCCCACCAGCUUCCCCAUCUCCCCAGCGCCAGGCGGGCCCCUCACAGACUACCCGUCAGACAUCUGUCUCCGGUCAGGCUCCGCCAAAGGCCUCGGGAGCUCCACCGGGUGGUCAGCAGCGCCAGGGCCCACCCCAGAAACCCCCAGGUCCCUCAGGCCCCAUACGCCAGGCCAGCCAGGUGGGUCCCAUGCCCCGCACUGGGCCACCCACCACGCAGCAGCCGCGGCCCAGCGGCCCGGGCCCUGCUGGACGUCCUACCAAGCCACAGUUGGCCCAGAAACCCAGCCAGGAUGUGCCACCACCCACCACCGCCACUGCCGGGGGACCCCCACACCCCCAGCUCAACAAAUCCCAGUCUCUGACCAAUGCCUUCAACCUUCCAGAGCCAGCCCCGCCCAGGCCCAGCCUUAGCCAGGACGAGGUGAAAGCUGAGACCAUCCGCAGCCUGAGGAAGUCUUUCGCCAGCCUCUUCUCCGACUGACACC